AUGGCGUGCGUGUCUUGCCGCGAGAGCAAAGUCAAGUGUGACGGGGCCCAACCUGCGUGCUCCAACUGCGCCAAUCGGAAUCGCGAAUGUCGCUAUCAAGCAUUCGACAAGAGGAAAUUACCCCUCCGCGUCGCAAUUGAGUUGCUUUCAAGUCGGGUAGAUCAACUAUGUUGCUUUAUUCGAAAUAACGGCUUGCAACCGCCAUCCAUGUCACAAGAUAAGGACACCGCUCUGAAAAAGGUCCUGGAGAUGCUGGGAAUGGCCGAGGUAAAUUCAACUUUGGCGCAGCCGGUUGGAAAACCGCUUCCAAAGGCCGAUGCUCAGGACAUUCCAGCGUUGCCAGACGCAGCCGAACUCUGCGCCCCUAAUGUGCCUCUCGGCCAGGAACUGCCUGGGACUCAACCAAGCAACAACCAAGGCUGGAAUCUCGAGCUCGGCACAGACCCAUCAGUUCUACCUGCCUCUCCAAGCACGCACAAUUUCCUCACGCAAGCAUCCCCUAACGACCCGCUACGUGCAGCACUCGAAGGUAUACCUGAACCAUUCGAAUUCAUAAUUGGCGAUGACGACCAAACAUUGGUGGAAGAUCCCAGCGGCCCAGAGGAUAUAGAAGGUCUGAUCGAUGAGCUCUCGGACCGAGUCGGAACACUGCAAGUCGGGCCUGGAGGGCAAACGCAGUUCUACGGCCCGACAUCGACAUUUAACUUAGCCGAUAUGCUGGCUACAGCCAACUCUGGGACGAACCUCGCUCAAAAUAAUGCGUUGGACUGCUUAGGUCGCCUCGGAAGCAACAAACCUGUUCCUGCGGCCCUCGAAGAGCACCUAACGAAUCUCUACUUCAGCUGGCAGGAUCCGUCGUUCCAUGUGGUGGAUCGGAAGAUGUACCAUGAGGCCAAAGCAAAAUGGUAUGCCAUGGGAGACACCCCGUACUACUCCGAGUCACUGCGGAAUGCCAUGUGCGCUUUAGGAGCUUCCUUUGAGACUCGCUAUCAUCCGGACUUCGUAACGUUCCCAAAAUCACUGGUCGAUUUCUUCGGGGACCGCGCAAAAGCUCUCCUGGAAGUCGAGCUGGACUGCCCCUGCAUCGCUACCGUCCAAGCUCUGGUUAUAUGCAGCAGCCUCGAGGUAGGGAGAGGAAGGGAAGCACGAGGGUGGCUCUACAGUGGUAUGGCGAUUCGACUCGCUUUCAACUUAGCCCUACAUCUGGACAUGUCCUCCUACGUUUCCAGCGGAGUCAUCUCUACAGCAGAAGCAGACCUGCGCCGAACAGUCUUCUGGGCUGCGUAUACUGUUGACCACCAGCUAGGAUUCCACCUCGGCCGCCCCUUCCGCACAAACAUGGAAGACGUAACCGUCGGCAAGCCGACUGCCAAUACUGCCCACCGAGAACAAGGCAGAUGGAUGCCCUACGUAUCUCAGGGCUCUGUAUACGCGGGAACCGGUGUCCCAGACUCCAUGGAAGCAAUAUGCGAAGAACAAGUGACACUUUGCGAAACCAUGGCGCCCAUGGGCGAUUUCCUCUACGGAACAUCAAGUAUCUCCAAAACCGUCCUGCAACGCCUCAACGAAAAAAUCGUCGCAAAGCUCCUAACCUGGAAAGCGAACCUCCCGCCCUCCCUGCAAAUCGACCUAGACGACACCAUCGCAACUCCAUACACACCCCAGAUCCUCCUCCUGCACAUGCAGUACCACCAAAACAUCAUCUACGCGCACCGUCCCUGGAUGUCCAAAUCGCACCUGCAGCCCCAGCCCCCACAGGGCCCGGGCCACGGGCACGCCCGCGAAAUGUGCAUCCAGGCGGCCCUCGCCAUUGCGCGGAUCCUGGCCAUGUAUGAGGCGCGGUAUACCCUGCGCAGGGUGCACACGAAGGCGGUGGCGAUCACGUCGUCCGCUGUGCUGCUGCUGCUUUUCGCGGCGGUUACGCAGUAUCGGCCUUGUAGCGCCGGUGAUAAGCAUGGUGGGAUAGCGGGGCAUCUGAGUACGUGCUUUCGGGCGCUGGAUGAGUUUGCGAUUUCGUGGCCGAGUGCGGCGAGGGCGAAGGAUCUGUUGUUGAGGCUGCAGCGGCGGUGGGAGAUCAGGACGCGUUCUAAUAAAGGGGGAUACGGACUUGGACGAGCCUUUUCCGGUACAGAACAGCCGUUGGGUUCGGCUGGGCUUCAUGGAAUGAAUGCUCAAGGCUUUGAAGCACCCUGCGAGCAUCUAGAGCCGCAGGAUAUUAACAUCGACACCGAUAUUGACUGGAUGCUUAUGCCUGAAGGACAGUCGUCAUCUGAUAAUAGCGCCGCGGACCUCUACUCAUUGCUUUCUAACCACGUGGCCAUGCAUCCGGAACGUGGGAGUAUCUAA
Molecule: messenger RNA, 2346 nt
Organism: Aspergillus mulundensis
Lineage: Eukaryota; Fungi; Ascomycota; Eurotiomycetes; Eurotiales; Aspergillaceae
Exons: 7
Coding region: 1-2346 (781 amino acids)
Biological process (GO): DNA-templated transcription; regulation of DNA-templated transcription
Molecular function (GO): DNA-binding transcription factor activity, RNA polymerase II-specific; DNA binding; zinc ion binding
Source: RefSeq, a predicted model, not a curated record